Messenger RNA from Symbiodinium sp. CCMP2456, 2469 nucleotides. The record is from the annotation of a GenBank genome assembly. NCBI's taxonomy places the organism in Eukaryota, Dinophyceae, Suessiales, Symbiodiniaceae.
AUGUACCUUGGGGAGACGCAGCCGCAGCUGCAGCGUCGGCACCUUCAUCGACUCCACAGGCAACUCCAGCGUAUGGACCGAAGAGGGCAAGGACGGGAGACGCGCCCAACGAAACUGGGCAGCAAGGGAGUCAGCCUAGCUCGGCGUGCCCUUGGGGCAGAAGAAUCCCUGGUUCAAUGGGCAGAAGUCCCCUAUCCCGAGGGCACCACGGAGUACAUCUUUUGCUUUUCGAAGGAGAAUACAGCCAUUUGCAGGGCCAAGUUGUACUGCUCAGUGGCACAACCGGAUGUGUUUCCAGCGGCAUAUGAUGAGACACCGAAGUAUAUUCAAAAUGAGGAACUCGGAACUACCCCGAUCGAGCAUUACGUCAGACGUCUGGUGACCUAUCUGGCAAGGAUUCAAUCUGUCACGCAGAACCCCGACUACGGCUUGGUGCUCAAGGUCUACGUGAAGCUGGGAACUACAGACUGGUUGAAGAUGUAUUCCAGGCUUUAUCAUGGUUGUGACUUGCAUCCAUGCGAGAACCUACCUACGCCAGCAAUGCUCACGGUCGCGGCUCUCGUCAACACUGAGGAGGACCUCAUAGAUCCUGAUGCGGAAAGGGAGAUCAUCAUGCCAUCUGACAGAGAAAGACAUGAAGCGGAAGUCGCCCAUCAUCGACAACAAGCUAUUGAAGCAGCAAAAGAGACGCGAUCGAAGCUUUCCGUUGGUGGGAGUCCCGACGCCACAACGAUACGGUCACAGCCUACCAUCUUGUGUACCGACUUCGAGUUGUACGCCAAGAACGGAGCAACACAUUUUCCACUUCAGAACGAGAUGAUGAGCAAAGGGUGGGGUCAGUUCGUCAGGUCUUCGCCAACGAUCAGCACCGUGGUCAACUUCUCCGAGACGCAGAAGGUCUUCAAUAACCUCAUUGACAAUCUCGAAAGAAUGCCACAGGAACAAAGAUCAAUGGUGACCAUACACAUUCACCUCUGCCUGCAAGCCAUCGUCCAUGAGAACCUUGCGGUGCCGCUACACGAGUCGUCCUUGCAAGCACAGGAGAACAUGGAGCGGAUCUUGAAGGAUGUCUACAUCAAACACUUCGACAAGAUCCUGAGCUUGGUUCCCAGGCCUCCCAUCGUAAUGAUCAAUCACGAUAGGCGUUUUCUUGCAGCUUCACAUAAAGUUCUUGAUCAAAGGCAGAACUUUGCAGGGUAUGGCGCCGUGGGCGCUUACCUAUCUCUUCAACUACGUUUCCGAGGAUGUAUCGUGGUUCAUGGCUCCUCCUUUUGGUGCAAGAUAAUGAGCUCGUUGAGAGAGAGCCAGUCAGGGUCACACCUGUUCAGCGUCGACAAGUUCACGGAGCACGAACCGCAGAGACACCAUCGCAGAGGAUUCGCAGUCUACGAGAAACAGAUAUUCUGCGAAAAGUUGAUUGCAGCUUGCUUUCUGAGCACGCAGCAGUUGGGGACCUGGGAGAAGACGCUUCACCGGAAAACCACUGACAUCAAGCGGUUCACAGAAAUAUGCACUGACAAUACACAGGCGCAUGUUUCCUCCUCGGUGAAUCUGAACUCUUGGAUUCCACUUCACAAACGUCGUGCCAUCGAAGAGGAGAACAGGCGUGUUGACAUGGUCAGACGUCCUGAUGUGGAGUGGCAAAACUUCGACAUUGCCCUGAGCAUUCCGGAGCCAUCGUACUCUGAUGAGCAGAGGUGGUUCAGGAUCGAUGACUACAGCACGUCAGACAUCAACGCAUGGGCAACGACGGAGACAUUCUUUUGCGAAAGGUACCUCUACGUUCAGAAAUUUCAGGAGGCGAAACCGGGUGAUGAUUUGCUUGAGUACAUCAAGAAAUGCUGCCCUCUCGUCUACAUGUCCGUGGGAAAGGUGGUGUCUUCGUACGGCGGCCUUCGAUGCCCCAUUGCAACAAGCGUGGCAUACGCGUCAUGGGGAAAAGCAAGACAGUUGGCACGGGACAGAGCAUACGAUGCACAGAACAAUCUUUGCUUCAUCGCGUACUACGAUGCAGGGAACGCCGCGUAUGCAGGUUUCAUGAAGACAUUGUUGACUCCACAAGAACGAGAACAAUUGUUCAGAGGAAGCGAGAACCCUGCGGAGGAACUCCUGGGCGACGUGUUCGACAUCGACGCGUGCAUCUAUGGCAUCGAGAGGGAUGAAAGAGUGGAAAAAGAUGUCGAAGAGAUCAUUGCAUUCAUUCGCGAAGAACCACGCUUCAUUGCUGUGCCUUCGGCCGCCAUUGACCGGCGUCUCCUUGGGAGGUUCGGGAUGGACGAGGAGCAGGAGCAUGUUGAUGAGGUUCACUAUGACUUCGCGCAAGGUGUAGACGCAGCUACACUACCUCGGGAAGAUGUUCGCAUGGAUCAUGAAGAACCAGAAGGCGAUGCAGACAAUGUCGAAGACGAUGCUUUGAGAAUGGCAAGGGCAAGAGCCUGGGAUGCGACAAGGGUCCUCAUGCGAGAAUAA